Messenger RNA from Capronia coronata CBS 617.96, 1797 nucleotides. Its product is annotated as UMF1 family MFS transporter. Gene Ontology annotation, biological process: amino acid transmembrane export from vacuole. The transcript is spliced from 3 exons. The coding region runs from base 1 to 1797 and encodes 598 amino acids. The record is from RefSeq and is a predicted model, not a curated record. NCBI's taxonomy places the organism in Eukaryota, Fungi, Ascomycota, Eurotiomycetes, Chaetothyriales, Herpotrichiellaceae.
AUGGAUGAAUUGACGGAGCCAGUCCCGGAGGACAGGCGGUAUGCGGACGAGGACACAAGGCCAACGAGCCAGAAAGAGCUCUGGGGGUGGUAUUCAUAUGGCUGGGCCGCGGAGGUGUUUGCCAUCUGUGCAAUGGGCUCCUUUCUACCCAUUACUCUCGAGCAACUUGCCCGAGAUCAAGGCGUACUGUUGAAAGACAAGACAACACCCUGCAGUGCAGACUGGCACACUGGACUCGGCGGCACUCCCAAUGCCACCGCCUUGGAGCCUCCCAAACACACCCAUAACGAACUGCCUGCUUGCGUCAUCUAUUUCCUCGGUGCCGAGAUCAAUACCGCGAGCUUUGCGAUGUACACUUUCUCAAUCAGUGUGCUGAUACAAGCUGUGCUCAUCAUCUCCAUGUCCGCAGCAGCGGACCACGGCCGCUUUCGGAAGACAUUUCUGCUUGUGUUCGCCUUGACCGGUGCGACCGUGACCGCAAUGUUCAUUGUGGUGGUUCCAAAAGUCUAUCUCCUUGGGGCGCUUUUCGCCAUCAUCUCCAAUACCUGUUUCGGCGCAUCAUUCGUCUUACUUAACUCUUUCUUGCCGCUCUUGGUUCGCUACCACCCGUCCAUCGACCGGAGCACCCGACGCCGGGAGAGUCAUUCUGAUCAUGCAAGGCCCUCAGUUGAUACUGAGGCCGAUUACGUGCAAGAGGAUGAUGCUUUGACCGGUCCCACGUCAGCUCUACUGGCGGGGGAUCGUCCUGAUCAGACGACUCCAACUCCUGCAGCAGCAAACUCACCCGAGCUGAAGCUGUCUACGAAGAUAUCAUCGAAUGGGAUCGGCAUUGGGUACAUUGCUGGAUUGUUCGUGCAAACGAUUGCCAUACUGAUCGUGGUCGCGACAGGCUCGACCACAUUUUCUCUACGCCUCGUUCUGAUGGUGGUUGGUCUGUGGUGGUUUGUUUUCAGCAUUCCGGCCGCCAUGUGGUUGCGACCUCGGCCAGGUCCACCGCUACCUGCUGGACUGGCUGGUGGUUCAGGUUGGCUUGGAUACGUCAUCUACGCCUGGAAGUCCCUUUUUAAAACAAUUGGGCACGCCAGAAGACUCAAGGAUAUUGUGAUUUUUCUCGGUGCUUGGUUUUUGCUGAGUGACAGUAUUGCAACAGUGAGCGGGACUGCCGUUCUCUUCGCCAAAACAAGCUUGGGAAUGAAAACCGAAGCACUCGGGCUCAUUAACGUGAUUGCGACCAUAGCGGGUGUGAUCGGGGCAUUCUAUUGGAGCUUCAUCUCUCGCUUUUUCAACCUGGGAGCGUCACGAACCAUCGUGGCCUGCAUCUGUUUGUUUGAGAUCAUCCCGCUAUAUGGGCUCUUAGGGUUCAUCCCAGCCAUCAAACGGUAUGGGGUGUUUGGGUUGCAACAACCCUGGGAGAUGUACCCGCUGGGAGCCAUCUAUGGCUUCGUUCUUGGUGGGCUGUCAUCGUAUUGUCGAGCCUUCUUUGGAGAACUCAUUCCGCCGGGGUUUGAAGCAGCUUUCUACGCGCUUUACGCGAUCACGGACAAGGGCUCCAGCAUCUUUGGCCCAGCCAUUGUCGGCGCAAUCACCGAUCGAUAUGGAGAGAUCCGACCGGCGUUUGUGUUUCUGGCAGUGCUGAUCUUUCUUCCCUUGCCACUGAUGUUGUUGGUGGAUGUGGAUCGGGGCAAGGCCGAAGCAUAUAAGAUGGCUCUGGAGUUGGAAGGGAACCGCAAGGGCACAAAUGGAGAGACGAUAUAUAGUGCCAUACCCACGAUCGUGCUCUCGGAAGAAGAGGAUUGA